Cetraspora pellucida is the source of this 217-nucleotide messenger RNA. The record is from the annotation of a GenBank genome assembly. Lineage: Eukaryota; Fungi; Glomeromycota; Glomeromycetes; Diversisporales; Gigasporaceae.
AAAGGAUAUUACUUCAAGUUUCAUCUAUUUCUUCCUUUUGAGUAAGUUUAUCUUGGGUGCCACUUGUGGUGGUCUUAAGAUGUUUGGUAUAGGUGGUAAAGGUUUUGUAGAUUUGGUGUUAACCUUGUCUGUCUUGGUAAUAGGUUAUAUAAUAAAGGAUUAUUUUUGUUGGACAUAUAUUCUUUUAACAACAGCAGCAAUUGCUAUUUGCUUCAAG